Messenger RNA from Gastrolobium bilobum, 1290 nucleotides. Its product is annotated as ubiquinone biosynthesis protein COQ4 homolog, mitochondrial. NCBI's taxonomy places the organism in Eukaryota, Viridiplantae, Streptophyta, Magnoliopsida, Fabales, Fabaceae. Bases 332 to 1006 code for a protein of 224 amino acids. The record is from RefSeq and is a predicted model, not a curated record. Gene Ontology annotation, cellular component: mitochondrial inner membrane. The transcript is spliced from 2 exons. Gene Ontology annotation, biological process: ubiquinone biosynthetic process.
CACUGUUCACCUAUAUAAAUUUUUUUAUUUUUGCUUUUUAGUAAAUUGUUUUUUUUUUAAGAAAAUUUAUAUCAAAUUAGGAAAAAGCUUGGUGGGUUGCAAUAAGGGGCGUCAAAAUUCUCUCUGCUGGCUUAGGGAUUCGUGAUCUUCUUCACAUUUACAAACACCUUCUCUUGUUCCUUCAGUAAUCAGGUUCAACAUUUUCUUGCUUUCCCUUCCCCUUAAAUUCGACCUCGUUUUCUUAACCUAAUCAAAUCAAAAUCGACCAAUUCCUUUCUGACGCAAAUCAAAUCACUGCUUAAAGAGGAUAGUUAGUUAGUUGGAAGUUGCAAUGAUUAAAGGUGGUAGAAUCCGGCUGAACACGUGGCAGCAGGCGGCGGUGGCAGUGGGUUCGGCGGUGGGGGCGUUGUUGGAUCCACGAAGAGCGGAUUUGAUAGCAGCUCUUGGAGAGACAACUGGAAAGCCCGCUUUCGAGAAGGUUCUUCAAAGGAUGAAAAGUUGUCCUGAAGGCAAGGCAGUACUAUUAGAGCGCCCUCGUGUUGUAUCUGCAAAAGUAGGGCAUGCAUGGGACCUGCCAGCAAACACAUUUGGUGCUGCGUAUGCUAGAUUUAUGGGAUCCAGGAACUUUUCACCAGAUGAUCGUCCUCCUGUACGGUUCAUGGACACAGAUGAACUGGCCUAUGUAGCCAUGCGGGCUCGUGAAGUGCAUGACUUCUGGCAUACCCUAUUUGACCUUCCUACUAACUUGAUUGGGGAGUCAGCACUGAAGGUAAUUGAGUUUCAGCAGAUGCACCUUCCUAUGUGUCUUCUGUCUGUUGUAGGGGGUACAGCAAGAUUCAGCGAAAAGCAGAGAAAAUUGUUUUAUCAGCAUUACUUCCCAUGGGCCAUUCGUGCUGGCAUGCAGUGCACUGAUCUUAUGUGUGUAUAUUAUGAGCGGCAUUUCCAUGAAGACUUGGAAGAUGUUCGCAGAAAAUUGCAAAUUGUUUCUGCUCCUGCUAUUCCUUAACUGCAUAUUUUUGGACCUGGCAAGUUAUAUUUUGUUUCCUGGGUGGUAGCAGUGUGCUAGAGUUGUGUAACUGAAAUUUUUGAAUAAAAUCCAGUAUACAAGUUUUGCGUCUGAUGUUUAGUCAGUGAGCUUUUUAUAGGUUGGAUUUUAUCAUUGACGUCUAUACCAUGAUCAAUAAAAUAAAAUACAAUCGCAUGUUUGUUUUUUUCAGCAUAUCCUGUUUUUAAUUUUAUCCUUCUGUGCUAUAGUGAUUCUUCAAUCCAUAUGAUUGUAGCCACGGGAUU